Thalassophryne amazonica is the source of this 2460-nucleotide messenger RNA. RefSeq names its product cyclin-dependent kinase-like 5. NCBI's taxonomy places the organism in Eukaryota, Metazoa, Chordata, Actinopteri, Batrachoidiformes, Batrachoididae. The record is from RefSeq and is a predicted model, not a curated record. Gene Ontology annotation, molecular function: protein kinase activity; ATP binding. Gene Ontology annotation, cellular component: dendrite cytoplasm; nucleus. Gene Ontology annotation, biological process: positive regulation of axon extension; regulation of dendrite development; protein phosphorylation.
UUUUCCAAACACUGACUGCGUGAGCGAGUGAAGAAGGUAUGCGGAGGAUAUUAUGGCUCACAGAUGCCAGAUGUCUCCUGGGAACCAGCACCUGGCCUGCUUGUGCAAUCCUGUAGCUGGGCCUCCUCUCUCUGAAUGCCAAGUACCUCAGAAAUCACACCUUUUGACUUGAUGAAGAUCCCUGAUAUUGGUGAUGUAAUGAAUAAAUUUGAAGUCCUGGGUAUUGUGGGUGAAGGUGCCUAUGGUGUUGUUUUGAAGUGCAGACACAAGGAGACCAAUGAAAUUGUGGCAAUUAAGAAAUUUAAGGACAGUGAAGAGAAUGAGGAGGUCAAAGAAACAACGCUGCGGGAGCUUAAGAUGCUCCGCACACUCAAGCAAGAGAACAUUGUUGAGCUGAAAGAGGCCUUCCGCAGGAGAGGAAAACUCUAUCUUGUCUUUGAGUAUGUGGAGAAGAAUAUGCUUGAAUUGCUUGAGGACUUACCCAAUGGUGUGCCAGCAGACAAAGCUCGCAACUACAUCUUCCAGUUAAUCAAAGCAAUUCACUGGUGCCAUAAGCAUGACAUUGUUCACCGUGAUAUAAAGCCAGAAAACCUUCUCAUCAGCGCUGAUGAUAUCCUCAAGCUAUGUGACUUCGGCUUUGCACGUAAUCUCUCUGAGGGGACAGAUGCCAAUUACACAGAGUAUGUGGCCACUAGAUGGUACCGUUCUCCAGAGCUUCUGCUCGGGGCCCCGUACGGGAAGGCGGUAGACAUGUGGUCAGUGGGCUGCAUCUUAGGAGAGCUGAGUGACGGGCAGCCUCUUUUCCCAGGAGAAAGUGAGAUUGAUCAGCUCUUUACUAUCCAGAAGGUUUUGGGGCCUCUGCCACCAGAACAGAAGCUCUUCUAUAACAACCCUCGCUUCCACGGGCUGCGGUUCCCUGCAGUGAAUCACCCACAGACCCUGGAGCGAAGAUACCUGGGAUCAUUGUGGAGCCUGCUGGACCUGCUGAAGAACCUGCUCUUGUUGAACCCAACAGAACGCUUUUUAACAGAGCAGACCCUGAACCACCAUGCUUUCCAGACCCUACGGAUGGUGGAGCGGCCCGGCCCACCCACACCCACACCUGUACGCUCCUCCAAAAGAAAGCCUCACCAUGGAGACAAUACCACCCCCAGCAGGAGCCAUGGAGGAAAGAGCUCGGGAAGCCACCGCUCCAGCAGCAGAGAGUGCUCUAGCUUGCCUCGACAUGAAGACCUCAACCCCAGCAAUGACAGCUUUCUCAACGGCAACAUGUCUGCAGUAAUCAACCUCAGUCCCACCCUGCAUCCGAAAAACUACCAGCCGCAGAUCUUCAACCACUCAACUGCAUACAGUAUGGAUCUGGCCAGCAGCAAUCUGUCUCAUCUGCUCAGUCCCAUCGAAGCCAAGAGCAAGGGUGACUUUGACAUGAACUUAGGGUCCAAGUUUUCAGAUGGCCCCGGAGCCAAGUACCUCAAGUCCAACUUCCGCUCACAGCAGAACCGUCAUUCUUUUGUGGAGGGGAAGACAAAUACGCUACAAUCAGGGGAGAAACACAGUCGACACAGCUACAUGGAAGCCCACAGCUCUACGCCCUCCUCCUCCAAGUUUUCCUACCUGAACUUUUCCAAGAGCUAUGGCACACUGAGUGAUGCAAAGUCAGUUGGGAACUUGAAUGAUGUGCACCUUUAUACAGAUGAGCCUAUGCCUCGCUAUUUUCCUUCCAGUUGCCUGGACCUGACAGCGCCAAGCAGUCCUGCAGCUCGCCGAGUGGAAAGGCUUGGACCCGGCACAGGCGGAAGAGGAAGCUUGCGGUCAGACAGAGAGAGCAACACCCUGGACUCCUCCUACAGACGCUCCUCCUCUCGCCGCAAGGCCUCAGAUGAGGCCAAAUCUCCAGAUUCGCUGGACCCAGGGGAAAGUGGAGGAAGUCAUGCUCACUCUCUAUCUGCCCCUCAUGACCCUUUGUCUUACAGUCAGGGAUACACCAGCCCUUUCUCCCAACAACGGCCACAUCGCCACUCCAUGUAUGUACGGAGGGACCACCAGAGGACACAUGGGGCAGAUGAGGGGCUGCUGGUGGGGCAGGGCAUGCAUACCAGAGCUAGCAGCCUCCAGCUCCUGUCUCCACAGCUGCAGCACCGCACGCUGCCUCACCACUCCGGGAGCUCUUCCAGAGAAGAAGACAUGAGCAGGAGCGAACAGGCACCCACUGAGGUCACCCACAGCAGACCCCCAAUAAGGGAUUCCACAAGGGACAACACAGCAUCUUUUCACACACAGCGGCAAAAAAGCGAGGUUGGUCUGUAUCAUGACCAGCAAACAGAAGAAGGGAGCUCUUCCAAAGAGAACCGCAACAUCUACAGCGAGUCCAUGCCGAGAAGAGUGGGCAGCUUCUACAGAGUGUUAUCAGAGCAGAGCCACUUGAUUUGGCACAUGUUUUACACCAGAUACCUUUUCUGA